This is a messenger RNA of Neoarius graeffei (lesser salmon catfish), 1473 nucleotides long. It is a transcript of the gene fscn1b, whose product is annotated as fascin actin-bundling protein 1b. Gene Ontology annotation, cellular component: actin cytoskeleton; cytoplasm. Lineage: Eukaryota; Metazoa; Chordata; Actinopteri; Siluriformes; Ariidae. The record is from RefSeq and is a predicted model, not a curated record. Gene Ontology annotation, biological process: establishment or maintenance of cell polarity; actin filament bundle assembly; cell migration. Bases 1 to 1473 code for a protein of 490 amino acids. Gene Ontology annotation, molecular function: protein-macromolecule adaptor activity; actin filament binding. The transcript is spliced from 5 exons.
AUGGCUUCAGGAGGUUUAGGAGAGAGUACAGUGAUCCAGCUGGGCCUGAUCAAUGCAGAAGACAAGUAUUUGACCGCAGAAGCGUUCGGCUUCAAAGUGAACGCGUGCGCCACGUCCAUGCGUAAGAAGCAGGUAUGGACGCUGGAGCACGCCGACCAGACGGGAGAGUCGAGCUCGGUGUUCCUGCGCAGUCACCUGGGUCGCUACCUGUCUGCCGACAAGGACGGGAACGUGACGGCUGAGUGCGAGCGACCCUGCCAGGACUGCCGCUUCUGCGUGGUGGCGCACGCCGACGGCCGCUGGUCUCUGCGCUCCGAGGCGCACGGCCGCUACCUGGGCGGCGCCGAGGACCGCGUGCUUUGCUCCACGACCGAUGAGAAGUGGUGCGUGCAUCUGGCCACGCACCCGCAGGUCAACCUGUACAGCGUGGCGCGCAAACGCUACCUUCACGCGCAUCCCGGGCGCGGCGAACUCGCAGCGGACCGCGAUGCACCAUGGGGCGUGGGCUCGGUUCUCACCCUGGUGUACCGAGAGCGCCGCUACCACCUGCAGACCGCCGACGGCCGCUUCCUCGCCAGCACCGGCGCGCUGGUUCCUGAGCCACGGAACGACACUGGAUUCACGCUGGAGUUCCGCGCGGGCACCGUGGCGUUCCGGGACGCCGCAGGGAGAUACCUGGCGCCCUCCGGUCCGAGCGGCGCGGUCAAAGCCGGUAAAAGCGUCCGUGUUGGGAAAGAUGAUGCGUUCGUGCUGGAGAGAAGCCGCGGCCAAGUCGUGCUCACCGCCAGCAACGACAGGAACGUGUCCAUGCGUCAGGGCGUAGAUCUGUCAGCCAAUCAGGAUGAAGAGUCGGAUCAGGAAGUCUUCCAGAUGGAGGUGGACCAGGAGACGAAGCGCUGUGCUUUUAGAGCCUACAAUGGGAAAUACUGGAGUCUCACUCCAAGUGGCGCGAUCCAGUGCACUGCGUCUGAAAAAUCAGCCAGCUGCUUCUUUGAGUUGGAGUGGAAAGGAGCGAAGGUCACCCUCAAGGCCAAUAACGGCAAGUACUUAGCAGCCAAGAAGAACGGCCAGCUGGCAGCCUCCGUGGACUCUGCAGGUGAACAGGAGGAGUUUGUUUUGAAGCUCAUUAAUAGGCCGUUAAUAGUUCUGCGUGGGGAAGACGGCUUCAUCGGUUGCCGUAAGCAAGGCACCGGAACUCUGGACUCCAACCGUUCUUCCUACGACGUCUUCCAGUUAGAAUAUAACAACAACGCCUACUGUCUCAAAGACUCAACAGGAAAAUAUUGGAUGGUGGAGGCCGAUGGUGUCGUCGUGAGCAGCAACGCCACUCCGGUCUACUUCCUGUUCGAGUUCUGUGAUUAUAACAGAGUGGCCAUUAAGACACAGCAGGGCCUUUAUCUGAAGGGAGACCAUGCUGGGGUGUUGAAGGCUAAUGCACAGGGUAUCGCUAAUGCUACACUGUGGGAGUACUGA